AUGGCAGCACCAAACAACAACUCUAACCUUAAAGAACUUAUGGAAUUCAACACAAAUUCUCACCUUCCAAUUAAGUUAAGCGGAACCAAUUACUCUGCCUGGUACAAACAGUGCAGUGCACUCCUCAUUGCUAGUGACCUUGAAGGUUUUGUUACAGGCACAAAGAAGUGUCCUCCUGCUACUAUUGUUACCGGUGAAACUACAUCACCAAAUCCUGAUCAUUCCUUAUGGAUCAGACAAGAUAAACUAAUUUAUCUUGCUCUUCUUGGCUCCUAUGAUUCUGAAGCACGAUCUGUCAUAGCGACUUCAGAUAUGUCUUAUGACGCCUGGACUUCUCUUGCUCGUGCCUUCUCAAACUGA
This is a messenger RNA of Vicia faba (fava bean), 360 nucleotides long. NCBI's taxonomy places the organism in Eukaryota, Viridiplantae, Streptophyta, Magnoliopsida, Fabales, Fabaceae. The record is from the annotation of a GenBank genome assembly.